Molecule: messenger RNA, 10191 nt
Organism: Brenthis ino (lesser marbled fritillary)
Lineage: Eukaryota; Metazoa; Arthropoda; Insecta; Lepidoptera; Nymphalidae
Source: the annotation of a GenBank genome assembly
AUGGUUUGCCAUAACGCAGUCGUCUGCCGAAAUGAGGUCUACCACAGUGCUGGUAUUGGCGAUGCUCCAAUACGUCCACCAAACAAAGUAUGUGGAUGCAGCACUUCCGCUGUAGGACAUCCAGGACCUAAUCCCGGUUCCAGUCCGCCAUUAUUGCUCUUUUUAUUAACAGCGCAAGAUCUAGAAAAUCAAGGAAAGUAUGAUUAUCCCCUUAGUUAUUAUAUUGGUCAAAACUAUGGAAAUGGAGGCUAUUUAUCAAGCAGUUCAGGUCAUGGGAGCUCUAGCAGCCAGUCACACUCAGUCGGUAGUGGCUCCUCUUCUAUGAGUGGCAGCAACGCAGGCGCUGGAUCUGGAUCAUCAUCAGGCCCUCAAGGAACAUCCUCAUCUGGCGGUUAUGGUGCCGCAAACUCUCGUGGCGGAUCGCGCUCGAGCGGCGAUGGCUCCUCCUCCUCUUCUGUGAGUGGCAGCGACGCAGGCGCUGGAUCUGGAUCAUCAUCACGCCCUCAAGGAACAUCCUCAUCUGGCGGUUAUGGUGCCGCAAACUCUCGUGGCGGAUCGCGCUCGAGCGGCGAUGGCCCCUCCUCCUCUUCUGUGAGUGGCAGCGACGGAGGCGCUGGAUCUGGAUCAUCAUCAGGCCCUCAAGGAACAUCCUCAUCUGGCGGUUAUGGUGCCGCAAACUCUCGUGGCGGAUCGCGCUCGAGCGGCGAUGGCCCCUCCUCCUCUUCUGUGAGUGGCAGCGACGCAGGCGCUGGAUCUGGAUCAUCAUCAGGCCCUCAAGGAACAUCCUCAUCUGGCGGUUAUGGUGCCGCAAACUCUCGUGGCGGAUCGCGCUCGAGCGGCGAUGGCCCCUCCUCCUCUUCUGUGAGUGGCAGCGACGCAGGCGCUGGAUCUGGAUCAUCAUCAUCAGGCCCUCAAGGAACAUCCUCAUCUGGCGGUUAUGGUGCCGCAAACUCUCGUGGCGGAUCGCGCUCGAGCGGCGAUGGCCCCUCCUCCUCUUCUGUGAGUGGCAGCGACGCAGGCGCUGGAUCUGGAUCAUCAUCAGGCCCUCAAGGAACAUCCUCAUCUGGCGGUUAUGGUGCCGCAAACUCUCGUGGCGGAUCGCGCUCGAGCGGCGAUGGCCCCUCCUCCUCUUCUGUGAGUGGCAGCGACGCAGGCGCUGGAUCUGGAUCAUCAUCAGGCCCUCAAGGAACAUCCUCAUCUGGCGGUUAUGGUGCCGCAAACUCUCGUGGCGGAUCGCGCUCGAGCGGCGAUGGCCCCUCCUCCUCUUCUGUGAGUGGCAGCGACGCAGGCGCUGGAUCUGGAUCAUCAUCAGGCCCUCAAGGAACAUCCUCAUCUGGCGGUUAUGGUGCCGCAAACUCUCGUGGCGGAUCGCGCUCGAGCGGCGAUGGCCCCUCCUCCUCUUCUGUGAGUGGCAGCGACGCAGACGCUGGAUCUGGAUCAUCAUCAGGCCCUCAAGGAACAUCCUCAUCUGGCGGUUAUGGUGCCGCAAACUCUCGUGGCGGAUCGCGCUCGAGCGGCGAUGGCCCCUCCUCCUCUUCUGUGAGUGGCAGCGACGCAGGCGCUGGAUCUGGAUCAUCAUCAGGCCCUCAAGGAACAUCCUCAUCUGGCGGUUAUGGUGCCGCAAACUCUCGUGGCGGAUCGCGCUCGAGCGGCGAUGGCCCCUCCUCCUCUUCUGUGAGUGGCAGCGUCGCAGGCGCUGGAUCUGGAUCAUCAUCAGGCCCUCAAGGAACAUCCUCAUCUGGCGGUUAUGGUGCCGCAAACUCUCGUGGCGGAUCGCGCUCGAGCGGCGAUGGCCCCUCCUCCUCUUCUGUGAGUGGCAGCGACGCAGGCGCUGGAUCUGGAUCAUCAUCAGGCCCUCAAGGAACAUCCUCAUCUGGCGGUUAUGGUGCCGCAAACUCUCGUGGCGGAUCGCGCUCGAGCGGCGAUGGCCCCUCCUCCUCUUCUGUGAGUGGCAGCGACGCAGGCGCUGGAUCUGGAUCAUCAUCAGGCCCUCAAGGAACAUCCUCAUCUGGCGGUUAUGGUGCCGCAAACUCUCGUGGCGGAUCGCGCUCGAGCGGCGAUGGCCCCUCCUCCUCUUCUGUGAGUGGCAGCGUCGCAGGCGCUGGAUCUGGAUCAUCAUCAGGCCCUCAAGGAACAUCCUCAUCUGGUGGUUAUGGUGCCGCAAACUCUCGUGGCGGAUCGCACUCGAGCGGCGAUGGCCCCUCCUCCUCUUCUGUGAGUGGCAGCGACGCAGGCGCUGGAUCUGGAUCAUCAUCAGGCCCUCAAGGAACAUCCUCAUCUGGCGGUUUAUGGUGCCGCAAACUCUCGUGGCGGCUCGCGCUCGAGCGGCGAUGGCCCCUCCUCCUCUUCUGCGCUGGAUCUGGAUCAUCAUCAGGCCCUCAAGGAACAUCCUCAUCUGGCGGUUAUGGUGCCGCAAACUCUCGUGGCGGAUCGCGCUCGAGCGGCGAUGGCCCCUCCUCCUCUUCUGUGAGUGGCAGCGACGCAGGCGCUGGAUCUGGAUCAUCAUCAGGCCCUCAAGGAACAUCCUCAUCUGGCGGUUAUGGUGCCGCAAACUCUCGUGGCGGAUCGCGCUCGAGCGGCGAUGGCCCCUCCUCCUCUUCUGUGAGUGGCAGCGACGCAGGCGCUGGAUCUGGAUCAUCAUCAGGCCCUCAAGGAACAUCCUCAUCUGGCGGUUAUGGUGCCGCAAACUCUCGUGGCGGAUCGCGCUCGAGCGGCGAUGGCCCCUCCUCCUCUUCUGUGAGUGGCAGCGACGCAGGCGCUGGAUCUGGAUCAUCAUCAGGCCCUCAAGGAACAUCCUCAUCUGGCGGUUAUGGUGCCGCAAACUCUCGUGGCGGAUCGCGCUCGAGCGGCGAUGGCCCCUCCUCCUCUUCUGUGAGUGGCAGCGUCGCAGGCGCUGGAUCUGGAUCAUCAUCAGGCCCUCAAGGAACAUCCUCAUCUGGCGGUUAUGGUGCCGCAAACUCUCGUGGCGGAUCGCGCUCGAGCGGCGAUGGCCCCUCCUCCUCUUCUGUGAGUGGCAGCGACGCAGGCGCUGGAUCUGGAUCAUCAUCAGGCCCUCAAGGAACAUCCUCAUCUGGCGGUUAUGGUGCCGCAAACUCUCGUGGCGGAUCGCGCUCGAGCGGCGAUGGCUCCUCCUCCUCUUCUGUGAGUGGCAGCGACGCAGGCGCUGGAUCUGGAUCAUCAUCACGCCCUCAAGGAACAUCCUCAUCUGGCGGUUAUGGUGCCGCAAACUCUCGUGGCGGAUCGCGCUCGAGCGGCGAUGGCCCCUCCUCCUCUUCUGUGAGUGGCAGCGACGCAGGCGCUGGAUCUGGAUCAUCAUCAGGCCCUCAAGGAACAUCCUCAUCUGGCGGUUAUGGUGCCGCAAACUCUCGUGGCGGAUCGCGCUCGAGCGGCGAUGGCCCCUCCUCCUCUUCUGUGAGUGGCAGCGACGCAGGCGCUGGAUCUGGAUCAUCAUCAGGCCCUCAAGGAACAUCCUCAUCUGGCGGUUAUGGUGCCGCAAACUCUCGUGGCGGAUCGCGCUCGAGCGGCGAUGGCCCCUCCUCCUCUUCUGUGAGUGGCAGCGACGCAGGCGCUGGAUCUGGAUCAUCAUCAGGCCCUCAAGGAACAUCCUCAUCUGGCGGUUAUGGUGCCGCAAACUCUCGUGGCGGAUCGCGCUCGAGCGGCGAUGGCCCCUCCUCCUCUUCUGUGAGUGGCAGCGACGCAGACGCUGGAUCUGGAUCAUCAUCAGGCCCUCAAGGAACAUCCUCAUCUGGCGGUUAUGGUGCCGCAAACUCUCGUGGCGGAUCGCGCUCGAGCGGCGAUGGCCCCUCCUCCUCUUCUGUGAGUGGCAGCGACGCAGGCGCUGGAUCUGGAUCAUCAUCAGGCCCUCAAGGAACAUCCUCAUCUGGCGGUUAUGGUGCCGCAAACUCUCGUGGCGGAUCGCGCUCGAGCGGCGAUGGCCCCUCCUCCUCUUCUGUGAGUGGCAGCGUCGCAGGCGCUGGAUCUGGAUCAUCAUCAGGCCCUCAAGGAACAUCCUCAUCUGGCGGUUAUGGUGCCGCAAACUCUCGUGGCGGAUCGCGCUCGAGCGGCGAUGGCCCCUCCUCCUCUUCUGUGAGUGGCAGCGACGCAGGCGCUGGAUCUGGAUCAUCAUCAGGCCCUCAAGGAACAUCCUCAUCUGGCGGUUAUGGUGCCGCAAACUCUCGUGGCGGAUCGCGCUCGAGCGGCGAUGGCCCCUCCUCCUCUUCUGUGAGUGGCAGCGACGCAGGCGCUGGAUCUGGAUCAUCAUCAGGCCCUCAAGGAACAUCCUCAUCUGGCGGUUAUGGUGCCGCAAACUCUCGUGGCGGAUCGCGCUCGAGCGGCGAUGGCCCCUCCUCCUCUUCUGUGAGUGGCAGCGACGCAGACGCUGGAUCUGGAUCAUCAUCAGGCCCUCAAGGAACAUCCUCAUCUGGCGGUUAUGGUGCCGCAAACUCUCGUGGCGGAUCGCGCUCGAGCGGCGAUGGCCCCUCCUCCUCUUCUGUGAGUGGCAGCGACGCAGGCGCUGGAUCUGGAUCAUCAUCAGGCCCUCAAGGAACAUCCUCAUCUGGCGGUUAUGGUGCCGCAAACUCUCGUGGCGGAUCGCGCUCGAGCGGCGAUGGCCCCUCCUCCUCUUCUGUGAGUGGCAGCGUCGCAGGCGCUGGAUCUGGAUCAUCAUCAGGCCCUCAAGGAACAUCCUCAUCUGGCGGUUAUGGUGCCGCAAACUCUCGUGGCGGAUCGCACUCGAGCGGCGAUGGCCCCUCCUCCUCUUCUGUGAGUGGCAGCGACGCAGGCGCUGGAUCUGGAUCAUCAUCAGGCCCUCAAGGAACAUCCUCAUCUGGCGGUUAUGGUGCCGCAAACUCUCGUGGCGGCUCGCGCUCGAGCGGCGAUGGCCCCUCCUCCUCUUCUGUGAGUGGCAGCGACGCAGGCGCUGGAUCUGGAUCAUCAUCAGGCCCUCAAGGAACAUCCUCAUCUGGCGGUUAUGGUGCCGCAAACUCUCGUGGCGGAUCGCGCUCGAGCGGCGAUGGCCCCUCCUCCUCUUCUGUGAGUGGCAGCGUCGCAGGCGCUGGAUCUGGAUCAUCAUCAGGCCCUCAAGGAACAUCCUCAUCUGGCGGUUAUGGUGCCGCAAACUCUCGUGGCGGAUCGCGCUCGAGCGGCGAUGGCCCCUCCUCCUCUUCUGUGAGUGGCAGCGACGCAGGCGCUGGAUCUGGAUCAUCAUCAGGCCCUCAAGGAACAUCCUCAUCUGGCGGUUAUGGUGCCGCAAACUCUCGUGGCGGAUCGCGCUCGAGCGGCGAUGGCCCCUCCUCCUCUUCUGUGAGUGGCAGCGACGCAGGCGCUGGAUCUGGAUCAUCAUCAGGCCCUCAAGGAACAUCCUCAUCUGGCGGUUAUGGUGCCGCAAACUCUCGUGGCGGAUCGCGCUCGAGCGGCGAUGGCCCCUCCUCCUCUUCUGUGAGUGGCAGCGACGCAGGCGCUGGAUCUGGAUCAUCAUCAGGCCCUCAAGGAACAUCCUCAUCUGGCGGUUAUGGUGCCGCAAACUCUCGUGGCGGAUCGCGCUCGAGCGGCGAUGGCCCCUCCUCCUCUUCUGUGAGUGGCAGCGUCGCAGGCGCUGGAUCUGGAUCAUCAUCAGGCCCUCAAGGAACAUCCUCAUCUGGCGGUUAUGGUGCCGCAAACUCUCGUGGCGGAUCGCGCUCGAGCGGCGAUGGCCCCUCCUCCUCUUCUGUGAGUGGCAGCGACGCAGGCGCUGGAUCUGGAUCAUCAUCAGGCCCUCAAGGAACAUCCUCAUCUGGCGGUUAUGGUGCCGCAAACUCUCGUGGCGGAUCGCGCUCGAGCGGCGAUGGCCCCUCCUCCUCUUCUGUGAGUGGCAGCGACGCAGGCGCUGGAUCUGGAUCAUCAUCAGGCCCUCAAGGAACAUCCUCAUCUGGCGGUUAUGGUGCCGCAAACUCUCGUGGCGGAUCGCGCUCGAGCGGCGAUGGCCCCUCCUCCUCUUCUGUGAGUGGCAGCGACGCAGGCGCUGGAUCUGGAUCAUCAUCAGGCCCUCAAGGAACAUCCUCAUCUGGCGGUUAUGGUGCCGCAAACUCUCGUGGCGGAUCGCGCUCGAGCGGCGAUGGCCCCUACUCCUCUUCUGUGGCAGCGACGCAGGCGCUGGAUCUGGAUCAUCAUCAGGCCCUCAAGGAACAUCCUCAUCUGGCGGUUAUGGUGCCGCAAACUCUCGUGGCGGAUCGCGCUCGAGCGGCGAUGGCCCCUCCUCCUCUUCUCGGCGAUGGCCCCUCCUCCUCUUCUGUGAGUGGCAGCGACGCAGGCGCUGGAUCUGGAUCAUCAUCAGGCCCUCAAGGAACAUCCUCAUCUGGCGGUUAUGGUGCCGCAAACUCUCGUGGCGGAUCGCGCUCGAGUGGCGAUGGCCCCUCCUCCUCUUCUGUGAGUGGCAGCGACGCAGGCGCUGGAUCUGGAUCAUCAUCAGGCCCUCAAGGAACAUCCUCAUCUGGCGGUUAUGGUGCCGCAAACUCUCGUGGCGGAUCGCGCUCGAGCGGCGAUGGCCCCUCCUCCUCUUCUGUGAGUGGCAGCGACGCAGGCGCUGGAUCUGGAUCAUCAUCAGGCCCUCAAGGAACAUCCUCAUCUGGCGGUUAUGGUGCCGCAAACUCUCGUGGCGGAUCGCGCUCGAGCGGCGAUGGCCCCUACUCCUCUUCUGUGAGUGGCAGCGACGCAGGCGCUGGAUCUGGAUCAUCAUCAGGCCCUCAAGGAACAUCCUCAUCUGGCGGUUAUGGUGCCGCAAACUCUCGUGGCGGAUCGCGCUCGAGCGGCGAUGGCCCCUCCUCCUCUUCUGUGAGUGGCAGCGACGCAGGCGCUGGAUCUGGAUCAUCAUCAGGCCCUCAAGGAACAUCCUCAUCUGGCGGUUAUGGUGCCGCAAACUCUCGUGGCGGAUCGCGCUCGAGCGGCGAUGGCCCCUCCUCCUCUUCUGUGAGUGGCAGCGACGCAGACGCUGGAUCUGGAUCAUCAUCAGGCCCUCAAGGAACAUCCUCAUCUGGCGGUUAUGGUGCCGCAAACUCUCGUGGCGGAUCGCGCUCGAGCGGCGAUGGCCCCUCCUCCUCUUCUGUGAGUGGCAGCGACGCAGGCGCUGGAUCUGGAUCAUCAUCAGGCCCUCAAGGAACAUCCUCAUCUGGCGGUUAUGGUGCCGCAAACUCUCGUGGCGGAUCGCGCUCGAGCGGCGAUGGCCCCUACUCCUCUUCUGUGAGUGGCAGCGACGCAGGCGCUGGAUCUGGAUCAUCAUCAGGCCCUCAAGGAACAUCCUCAUCUGGCGGUUAUGGUGCCGCAAACUCUCGUGGCGGAUCGCGCUCGAGCGGCGAUGGCCCCUCCUCCUCUUCUGUGAGUGGCAGCGACGCAGGCGCUGGAUCUGGAUCAUCAUCAGGCCCUCAAGGAACAUCCUCAUCUGGCGGUUAUGGUGCCGCAAACUCUCGUGGCGGAUCGCGCUCGAGCGGCGAUGGCCCCUCCUCCUCUUCUGUGAGUGGCAGCGACGCAGGCGCUGGAUCUGGAUCAUCAUCAGGCCCUCAAGGAACAUCCUCAUCUGGCGGUUAUGGUGCCGCAAACUCUCGUGGCGGAUCGCGCUCGAGUGGCGAUGGCCCCUCCUCCUCUUCUGUGAGUGGCAGCGACGCAGGCGCUGGAUCUGGAUCAUCAUCAGGCCCUCAAGGAACAUCCUCAUCUGGCGGUUAUGGUGCCGCAAACUCUCGUGGCGGAUCGCGCUCGAGCGGCGAUGGCCCCUCCUCCUCUUCUGUGAGUGGCAGCGACGCAGGCGCUGGAUCUGGAUCAUCAUCAGGCCCUCAAGGAACAUCCUCAUCUGGCGGUUAUGGUGCCGCAAACUCUCGUGGCGGAUCGCGCUCGAGCGGCGAUGGCCCCUACUCCUCUUCUGUGAGUGGCAGCGACGCAGGCGCUGGAUCUGGAUCAUCAUCAGGCCCUCAAGGAACAUCCUCAUCUGGCGGUUAUGGUGCCGCAAACUCUCGUGGCGGAUCGCGCUCGAGCGGCGAUGGCCCCUCCUCCUCUUCUGUGAGUGGCAGCGACGCAGGCGCUGGAUCUGGAUCAUCAUCAGGCCCUCAAGGAACAUCCUCAUCUGGCGGUUAUGGUGCCGCAAACUCUCGUGGCGGAUCGCGCUCGAGCGGCGAUGGCCCCUCCUCCUCUUCUGUGAGUGGCAGCGACGCAGGCGCUGGAUCUGGAUCAUCAUCAGGCCCUCAAGGAACAUCCUCAUCUGGCGGUUAUGGUGCCGCAAACUCUCGUGGCGGAUCACGCUCGAGCGGCGAUGGCCCCUCCUCCUCUUCUGUGAGUGGCAGCGACGCAGGCGCUGGAUCUGGAUCAUCAUCAGGCCCUCAAGGAACAUCCUCAUCUGGCGGUUAUGGUGCCGCAAACUCUCGUGGCGGAUCACGCUCGAGCGGCGAUGGCCCCUCCUCCUCUUCUGUGAGUGGCAGCGACGCAGGCGCUGGAUCUGGAUCAUCAUCAGGCCCUCAAGGAACAUCCUCAUCUGGCGGUUAUGGUGCCGCAAACUCUCGUGGCGGAUCGCGCUCGAGCGGCGAUGGCCCCUACUCCUCUUCUGUGAGUGGCAGCGACGCAGGCGCUGGAUCUGGAUCAUCAUCAGGCCCUCAAGGAACAUCCUCAUCUGGCGGUUAUGGUGCCGCAAACUCUCGUGGCGGAUCGCGCUCGAGCGGCGAUGGCCCCUCCUCCUCUUCUGUGAGUGGCAGCGACGCAGGCGCUGGAUCUGGAUCAUCAUCAGGCCCUCAAGGAACAUCCUCAUCUGGCGGUUAUGGUGCCGCAAACUCUCGUGGCGGAUCGCGCUCGAGCGGCGAUGGCCCCUCCUCCUCUUCUGUGAGUGGCAGCGACGCAGGCGCUGGAUCUGGAUCAUCAUCAGGCCCUCAAGGAACAUCCUCAUCUGGCGGUUAUGGUGCCGCAAACUCUCGUGGCGGAUCGCGCUCGAGCGGCGAUGGCCCCUCCUCCUCUUCUGUGAGUGGCAGCGACGCAGGCGCUGGAUCUGGAUCAUCAUCAGGCCCUCAAGGAACAUCCUCAUCUGGCGGUUAUGGUGCCGCAAACUCUCGUGGCGGAUCGCGCUCGAGCGGCGAUGGCCCCUCCUCCUCUUCUGUGAGUGGCAGCGACGCAGGCGCUGGAUCUGGAUCAUCAUCAGGCCCUCAAGGAACAUCCUCAUCUGGCGGUUAUGGUGCCGCAAACUCUCGUGGCGGAUCGCGCUCGAGCGGCGAUGGCCCCUCCUCCUCUUCUGUGAGUGGCAGCGACGCAGGCGCUGGAUCUGGAUCAUCAUCAGGCCCUCAAGGAACAUCCUCAUCUGGCGGUUAUGGUGCCUCAAACUCUCGUGGCGGAUCGCGCUCGAGCGGCGAUGGCCCCUCCUCCUCUUCUGUGAGUGGCAGCGACGCAGGCGCUGGAUCUGGAUCAUCAUCAGGCCCUCAAGGAACAUCCUCAUCUGGCGGUUAUGGUGCCGCAAACUCUCGUGGCGGAUCGCGCUCGAGCGGCGAUGGCCCCUCCUCCUCUUCUGUGAGUGGCAGCGACGCAGGCGCUGGAUCUGGAUCAUCAUCAGGCCCUCAAGGAACAUCCUCAUCUGGCGGUUAUGGUGCCGCAAACUCUCGUGGCGGAUCGCGCUCGAGCGGCGAUGGCCCCUCCUCCUCUUCUAUGAGUGGCAGCAACGUAGGCGCUGGCGAUCAAUCUAAAUCAUCAGGUCAACAUGAACAACAUCAGGUCAACAAACACCAUCCGAAACAUAAUCACGAGGCCAUUCCUUUGCACCACUUGAAACAUCCACCAGGAAGCCUUCCAUUACAUCAUUUGAAAAAACUUCCCGUUCCCACUUCUGGACACCAAUUAGGACAUAUCUUAAAACAUCUUCCUAUUGACCAUCUCAAAAAACUUCCUUCCUAUCACCAUGGAAUAUUUGGAUCGAAAAAAGAAGCAAAAGAAUCAGGCUCAAAGGGCAGUGGCAGCAACGUAGGACCUAGUAGUCACGCAGUACCAGUCGGUCAUCAAGCAGGCCCGUCACGCGGUUGGGAUACUGGAAGCUCAGGUGGUAAAUCAAGCUCAAACGGUGGUGAAUCCUCUGCUAAUAGCUAUAGCAGUGCAGGAGCAGCUUCUUCAAAUUACAAUAACUAUGUAUCAAGUGUUAGUUCAAGCUUCGCAGAAAGUGAGAGCAGUUCACAAAGCAAGUACUAUGAAUCGUCUUCUUAU